UUUGUUUGGGUUAGUUGAGCGCGGCCGUUUAGCACUGGCCGACUUUGUUCGGCUAUAGCUUUUUUUGUGCUUGAUCAAAUUUAAAUGAAAAUAUACCAUUCGAAAGCCCUCAAAAGAUUUUCCCCAAAUAGAUUCCCAACAAAACCGGAUUUUAACUUGGCUAUUAGAAUUUUUAGAUUGAAUUUUUCUUAAAAAUUUUUAAAUUUCAGUUUGUUUAUUUUAUUAUCCAUGAGCAGUAAAAAUUCUCAAUCAUCUUCAUCUCGAAGACGUGAACGUGACAGGCGAUCAGAUCGAAGUAAAAGCCCUAGAAGGUCAAAAAAGGAUGGGCGGCAUAAACACGAUGAUUCCAGUUCAAAGAAUGAGAUACAGAAAGGAAUUGAGAAAGCCAAGAAUCGCUUAAAGUCAUCUCUAAACGAAGCAAUAGAUAGCGGAAGAAGUUCAGAGUAUUCUCAGGCCAUACGACUUCGACAGGAAAAACAAGAUGCUUCAGAAAUAUUAGACUCCGUUUCCCGCCAUGCUGCCAUUGAACGGAUUGAAGAGCCUGGUUUUAAUCCUUGUUCGUUCAAAUCAGAUGCGGAUUCGGCUAGAAUGUCUUCCACUACAACCAAAAGUUCUGAGAACACCACAAAUUUGUUUACAUCUUCUUCUACAACCCAUCACGAUCGUGCAAUGUUUGGACCUCUAUGGGCGAGUAAACAAAUUGCAGAAAAGUCUAAAAAUAAAAAGGAGGUUGGCAAAAAACGAGAUAAGGAUGAAAAUAAGGAGGAGAAUAAGAAGGAAGAAACAACAACUGUCCCCCCGGCAAGCAGAUUUCCUUUGGCACAUGAAAAACUUUCUGAAGACCCUGAAGUUAGAAAUAAACGUUGGUUAGAAUUAUUUAGAGAAAGGAGAAGGAUGACAAUUGAGGGGAUUUUGUAA
Meloidogyne enterolobii is the source of this 918-nucleotide messenger RNA. The record is from the annotation of a GenBank genome assembly. Lineage: Eukaryota; Metazoa; Nematoda; Chromadorea; Rhabditida; Meloidogynidae.